AUGGUCAAUGUUCCACAAAUAGCCGAAAUGGCAAUGAAUCCUGGUGCAAUGUCUAAUCAUACAUUGAUGGAAUUGUUUACAAACGCCAAUGAUAUUGUUAAUUCAACCGGUGCUGAUAGUGUUUUAUUGGAAAUUGAUGAUCAUGCAAACAAGAAUAAUAACAACAGUAUCAAAGUAUUGGCCGUUGCUAAACCAGAUGUUCCAAGCCAUGAAGAUUUAAUGAAAAAAUUUAAUCUUUAUUUUGUAAAUUUUACUGAAAGUCCAAUUUCAUUUAUCAAUGAUGAUCAUCAUACGAAAACAGUGUCAACAACAUCCAAACCUAUUCCAUAUAGUCAGCAAACUUAUUGGCAGAUAUUUGUCGAUUUUCUACGUAAUCAAGCUAAUGCUGUAAUUGGUGCCAUGAUGAUACCGAUUAAUGUUAGUAUGAAUGCAAUACAAAAAUCAACCCAAACACAUGCUGAAUAUGUUAUGGCUGGAUCAUCAUUAGGUUCAGUAAUAUCAGCACCGGUUAUAUUGAAAUCAAUUUCAAUACCGAAUAUAAUAUCACAACAUAUUGUCGAUGUGGCAUCAAAUCAAGUGAAUAAUCUUGAAACAUUUAAUGAACAAACAAAAUUAAUGGCUGAUAAUGGUAUAAAAACUUUUGCCAAUGGUCUGAAUAAUGGUACACAAAUUGUAUCGAAUGUUACCUCACAUUAUGUUAUCCGUCCUAUUGGCGCAUUUACUGGAUUCAAUUUAAAUCGUACUGGUCAUCAUAUCAAUAAUAUUGGACAAUCAUUUGCCAAUACUGGACUUAAUAUUCAUUUAUUUGGUGAACGUGUUGGUUCGAAUGCCGAAAAAUUGGUUAGUGCUGGUGCCACGGCUAUUGUUUGGGGCUUGGAUAAUACUGUUAAAUUUUGACCAUCACGCACGUCUUAAAAGUUCAUCAGCGAGUAAAAACAAAUGACCAAAAUUAAGAAUCAAUCAGCCAAAUUAUCAGACUUAUCAUUUGUCUAUAAUUUUUUUUUAUAUUGUUGAUGUCAUCUUUGUUCGUUUUUUUUCGUUUAUAAUUUUUCCACACUACAUUCACUUGUCAUUAUUUUUGUUUAUGGAAUUCUUUCAUGUGUUUUUUUUCAUCAAAUGUGAUAAAUAAAUUAUACCAUGUUUAAAAAAAAUGACGAUAAAGAAAUGUUUCCGGAAUAAAUGUAUUUAAUUUAUUGUUGUCAUCAUUAUUUAAUGAUGAUGAUGAUGAUG
Dermatophagoides farinae (American house dust mite) is the source of this 1230-nucleotide messenger RNA. RefSeq lists its product as uncharacterized. The record is from RefSeq and is a predicted model, not a curated record. NCBI's taxonomy places the organism in Eukaryota, Metazoa, Arthropoda, Arachnida, Sarcoptiformes, Pyroglyphidae.